UCUGUGGCGCAAUAUAGUAAUCGGUAAGAUUCUAAGACUCGUUAAACUUUAUUCUAAACUCAAACAAUGGAUUCUGAUGAAGAAACGGAUAAUGUACCAUCGUGGCGAGGUGUGCCUGGUUGCAUAGUGCUCAUCAAUAUCUACGAUCCUUCCAAAUACGGCACAGCAAAAGCCGCUCAUGCAGCAACUUGUUUGCUGAUCCGACAAAAUCUGAGAUUAGCAAACUCGAACCAUAUAGGUGUUUGUCUGUACGGCACAGAAGAUUCGAACUCCUCCGCUUUUGGAAUAAAAAGUGUCGUUGACGUUUGCCCAUUGAACACUCCUUCGCUGGAAGACUUCAAGAAACUCCGUAGUUUGGAAAUUAAAACUUUAAAGCAGGCAAAGGAAUUUAAAAUGUCGGAUGUAUUAUGGCACUGCAGCAAAAUGUUUGCAAACUGUAAGAAACUGCUUUCUUCGCGCACAGUAUUAAUUCUGUCAAGACUUCAUGAACCCCCCAUAGCUUCUGAUCAGAAACCCACUAUCAAAAGAGUGAAUGACUUAGUAGAUUCUAAUAUUGAAGUAAAGUUUGUGAAUAUCUCCCAACUCGAAUAUAAAAUAGACAAAUUCUAUGAAAACUUCUUAUUUGAAGCAAGUAAAGGGAAAGGUGUUAUUAUUCCGAAAAUUGUUUGGGAAUGUAAAGAAGUUGAGCAAUUAAUGUAUCAACAAACCGACAGGCAUCUUGCUGUUGCUAAGCUCAGCUUUGAAGUUGGUGAUGGGCUCUCAAUUGGAGUAGGAGUCUAUAACCUCAGUAAAACUCAUCAGUACCAAAAAACUACAGCUUUGCACAGGGCAGACAAUGCUAUAUUAACAAGUGUCACAAAGACUGUAAAAGUUACUCAAAGACCAGAUAACAGUGAAGCCAUGGAUGUUGAUGAUGAUGGAACUGUUCAAACUCCAUUGUUAAAAUCAGAAUUACUGUAUUAUCAGGAAUAUGGAGGAGAGAGAGUAGAAUUUACUGACAAUGAGAUGAAGUCAUUAAAAAAUCCAUUUGGCCCACCUAUGAUGAAACUACUGGGGUUCAAACCAUCACAUGUGCUUUGCAAAGAGAAGUGGUUUUUAAAGCCUUGUCAAUUCCUUUUCCCCAAUGAAAGUAUUAUAGAAGGCUCCACAGUAGCAUUUAAAGCUCUUCACCAAGCAUGCUUAGAGAUGUCCAUGGUGGCUAUUUGUGUUCUGUGCACCAGAGUCAAUUCUAAGCCAAAGAUUGUAGCACUGUCCCCAUGUUCAAAUCCCUUAGGGAAUGAUGUUGAAAUGGGCUUUGAUGUCAUUCAGCUCCCAUUCAUGGAAAAUGUAAGAGAAGUACCAAUCAUUAAUGAUGAUGAAGAUCGCAAAGUAUCCAGAGUUGACAAGUCUUUUAUGAAGGAUGUAUUAAAUACAGUAAAGUGUGACUACCAUCCCAAAAUGUUUGAAAAUCCGAAAACACAGGCUUUAAUGAGAGCUGUGGAAGCUGUUGCUCUGGAAGAGGAUGCUGUUGAACCAUUUGAAGAUACAACAAAGCCCAAGCCAAAGGUAUUUGAGGAUGUUAAAGCUGACUUAUUUGAAGAAAUCUUUGGGCCAUUUGACCCUCAGGCAAAUAAAAGAUAUGGGCCGUCUAGCUCUGGACCUGCAGCCAAGAAAGCAAGAUUGGAGGGCAUGGAUGCAGAAGCCAUAUUGAACCAUCGGUUAAGGAAUAAAGAAGUGCAGGACUAUACAGUUAAAGAAUUAAGGGAAUUAUUGAAGUCUAAAAAUACACUAUCCAUAACUGGUAUGAAGAAAACUGAGCUUGUUGAUUUAGUAUAUCAGUUUUAUUCUGAUGAUUGAUUAUUAAGAGUUUGUUUUGUUGAUCAAAAUUAUCUUGUAAUAAAACUGUACAAUUAUGCAA
Messenger RNA from Cydia splendana, 1897 nucleotides. It is a transcript of the gene Irbp, whose product is annotated as ATP-dependent DNA helicase 2 subunit 1. Gene Ontology annotation, biological process: double-strand break repair via nonhomologous end joining; telomere maintenance. The record is from RefSeq and is a predicted model, not a curated record. Gene Ontology annotation, cellular component: Ku70:Ku80 complex; nucleus. Gene Ontology annotation, molecular function: damaged DNA binding; double-stranded DNA binding; telomeric repeat DNA binding. The coding region runs from base 67 to 1836 and encodes 589 amino acids. The transcript has a single exon. NCBI's taxonomy places the organism in Eukaryota, Metazoa, Arthropoda, Insecta, Lepidoptera, Tortricidae.